AUAGUCCCAAAGAUUACACUUAUUCCUUUCACAAAAUUCAUUUCGCAGCCUUAUUAACUUUAAUGCUGUUUUAUAAAGUAAUCAUCUUAUCCAUAAAAUAGGUCAUGCAUUAAAGGCAAUGAUUAUUUAACUUUGUUUCGAAAUUUAAUAGAAAUUUAAUGAAGCUGAAAAACUCUGUGAUUAAGCAUUUACAAGAGAUAAAACUAAUUUGAUAGUUCUUUGCAGAAAAGAUGAGAAUUAACUUUGUAAAAUUAGCUAAUCUAUUAUGCGAACAAUUAAUUCAAACAUCUUGAUAUCAAAGUAAGGAAAGUACGAAGAAUGUAAAAAAUAUUUGAAGCAAGUCCUUGAUGAAAAAAAGAAUAUAUUUUAGCAAAUUACUAUAUGGGUAUUAUCAUAAUUAAAUAAAUAGGAAAUGUUUUAUCAGUAAAUAAUAAAGAAGAGAAGGCUAUUUCUUAUUAUGAUAAGUGUCUCUAAGGAAAGGAUUAGCUAAUUUUACUUUUAUUAUUUAGGUAUAUCCUUAAUUAGUUUGAGAAGGAUGGAUGAAGCAAGAAAUAUUUUUGAAAAAGCUCUCUUAGUGAAUAAUAAUUAUUCAUCUUCACACUUUCAUUUUGGUAAGUAAUUAUCUAUUUUCUAGCAUUAUCAUUAGAAGACUUUAAGUAAUUUGAUUCAGCAAUUUUUCACUAUAAUCAAGCUAUAAAAAUCAAUCCAUCAUUUUAUCAAGCAUAUGAAAACCGUGGUAACUAAAUUGAAUAUAUUUUAAGCUUUUUUUUAAAUUCAAAUAUAAAUAAAAUCUAUUGAUAAUUUGGUUUAUUGUAUUAUUUGA
Molecule: messenger RNA, 823 nt
Organism: Paramecium sonneborni
Lineage: Eukaryota; Ciliophora; Oligohymenophorea; Peniculida; Parameciidae
Source: the annotation of a GenBank genome assembly